Uloborus diversus is the source of this 438-nucleotide messenger RNA. RefSeq lists its product as uncharacterized. The record is from RefSeq and is a predicted model, not a curated record. The transcript is spliced from 2 exons. NCBI's taxonomy places the organism in Eukaryota, Metazoa, Arthropoda, Arachnida, Araneae, Uloboridae. Bases 1 to 438 code for a protein of 145 amino acids.
AUGGAUAAGUUGGGAGAGUCUGUGUUAUAUCAUGACACAGAUUCCAUAAUUUACGCUAGCAAUGGAACAAAUGAUCCCGCUCUGGGCAAUCUUUUAGGCGAGUUCACGGAUGAAUUAAAUGGGGAUACGAUAGAAACGUUUGUGUCAGGCGGCCCAAAGAACUAUGGAUACAAAACAGCCUCUGGAAAAACAUGCUGUAAGGUUCGAGGCUUUACCUUGAAUUUUAGAAAUUCAAAGAGCCUCAACUAUGAUGCUUUAAAGUGGUUAGUAUCUGGAAUGAGUGAUGACACAAUUGCACUCAAUAACCCAUCAAAAAUCACGAGAGAUCCCAAGAAAAGACGCAUCAUCAACAAACCUGAAACAAAAUUGUAUCGGAUGGUUUACAAUAAACGCGUCAUCCAGCAAGACUUCACGACUUUGCCGUAUGGAUACUGGUAA